Messenger RNA from Prunus dulcis (almond), 1487 nucleotides. Its product is annotated as transcription factor bHLH128. Gene Ontology annotation, cellular component: nucleus. Gene Ontology annotation, molecular function: RNA polymerase II cis-regulatory region sequence-specific DNA binding; DNA-binding transcription factor activity, RNA polymerase II-specific; protein dimerization activity. The transcript has 6 exons. The record is from RefSeq and is a predicted model, not a curated record. Gene Ontology annotation, biological process: regulation of transcription by RNA polymerase II. The coding region runs from base 84 to 1169 and encodes 361 amino acids. Lineage: Eukaryota; Viridiplantae; Streptophyta; Magnoliopsida; Rosales; Rosaceae.
AAUAAACUAACUUCCCUUUUCUCCCUCUCACUCUAAAAACUCAAAACACCAGAAGCUGAGUUCAGAGCUACUUCAUACAACAAAUGUAUCCCUCAACCUCAUCCUCCUCAUCCCAAAAUCCCAUGGGCCCAGGCCCAAGUGCAACCGGGCUGACCCGAUACGGCUCCGCCCCGGGCUCCCUCCUAACCUCGGCCGUCGAUUCCGUCAUCGGCGCCGUCGCAGACCGCGAAUUCUCAGCCCUCCGAUCGCAGCCCCACCUCGGCCACUACUUCUCUGGCGACGGCCACGGCGACGACUCCUCCCUCACCAGCUCCGAGUCAACCUUCAAAGUCAACUCAUCCAACGGCGGCACGGACGCAACCAAGCCAUUGAUCCGAUCGUACGGCCUGAAUGAGAUGGCGAACGCGAUUGGAUCUCCUACUUCUUCUUCUUCUUGCUCUUCGCCGUCAGCCCUGGUUCGCCAGAGAAGCUCUCCAGCUGGCUUCCUCAGCCAUCUCACCGCUCCUGAUAACAAUGGAGGAUUUUCUGUUACAAGGGGAGCUGGAAUCUAUAGCUCACAAGGUGGCACUAAUGGCGGCCAUGGACAUGGAGUAACGAGGUUAAAGUCUCAGUUGAGCUUCACUGGGCAAGAUUCUCUUUCUCAAAUAUCUGAAGUAAGUGAAAAUGCCAUGGAAGGUGUUAGCUCCAACAAUGGCCACCAUAGGGCCAUGCAUUCUUAUCCCACUACUAGCUUUGGGAUGGAAUCCUGGGAUAAUACCAAUUCUAUUGUCUUUUCGGCUCCACCAAACAAACGAGCUAAAAAUAUGGAUGGUGACUUAUUUAACUGCCUCAAUGCUUUAGAAUCUCAGUUUAGCCUUCCCCAGACAUCUUUAGAAAUGGCUACAGUAGAGAAGCUACUGCACAUCCCUGAGGAUUCUGUUCCUUGCAAAAUUCGGGCAAAACGUGGCUGCGCAACUCAUCCCAGAAGCAUAGCGGAGAGGGAGAGAAGAACUAGAAUAAGCGGGAAGUUGAAGAAACUACAAGACCUUGUUCCAAACAUGGAUAAGCAAACAAGCUAUGCGGACAUGUUGGACUUGGCUGUACAACAUAUCAAAGGCCUUCAAAAUCAAGUCGAGGAUCUUCACAAGGAUCUUGAUAAUUGCACUUGUGGCUGCAAACCAAACACAUAAUGUUCCCCAAGCUUGUAAGCAAUUGCAGAGGUCCUAAGUUAAAAGGGGACAAGAAGGGGGCGGCAGCAACUGAAGCUAGACUAUUUUUGUUGCAUGACCAGCAGGUUAGACUUCAUAUUUUUGAAGUAGAAAAGUAGAUUCAAACAUCUGGGACAGAAAUUGUCCUUUGCAUAUUUUGUAGUGAUUCCAAUCUCCACGUGAUUUUGAAGAAAAAUUGUAUAUAUAUUGAAGCAACCGUAGUUUCGUACCUCAUCAGAGAAAUUGACUUUGUUACUUUCACUGAAUGAAUAUUAUGUAUUUUACAGUUCAUUUUCUCCA